Messenger RNA from Calliphora vicina (urban bluebottle blowfly), 2421 nucleotides. It is a transcript of the gene Mad1, whose product is annotated as Mitotic arrest-deficient 1. Gene Ontology annotation, biological process: attachment of mitotic spindle microtubules to kinetochore; mitotic spindle assembly checkpoint signaling. Lineage: Eukaryota; Metazoa; Arthropoda; Insecta; Diptera; Calliphoridae. Bases 70 to 2313 code for a protein of 747 amino acids. The record is from RefSeq and is a predicted model, not a curated record. Gene Ontology annotation, cellular component: nuclear envelope; mitotic spindle; kinetochore. The transcript has 7 exons.
AAGUGUUUGUUUUUUGUGGUGGCGUGCUUAGAAAAUUUUGUGAAAAAUUAAUUGAGAUUUAAGAAAAUAAUGGAAGAUAUAAAAACAAGUCUGGAUAAAAUUUUGGCUAAAUUCAAUGACAGCGUAACACAUUCAGCACCAAAAAAAUUGAGUUUCGAGCAUUUAAGUGAUUCGUUUAAUGACUCCGGCACAAUACCAAAAAAGAGACGUUUUUCUCAAAGUUUCGAAGAUUCAUCAAAUGUGAGCCAUAAUCAAAGUAACAUAUCGGUGAAUUCAAGUAUUGCGGUGCCUCCAAGCCCGUGGGAGACUAGGCGCAUGAAGGCUGAUUUAAUUGAGGCAAAAACCAGAAUUACAAAAUUCAAGCAAGAGAUUGAACGUCUGCAUAAAUUAAGACAAGAAUCUGAAAUUUUGUAUGAAAAUCGAGUUUCCGAAUUGAAAAAACAAUGCGAUUUUUCUUCUGGGAAAAUUCAAGAUUUGGAGAAACAUAUGCAGGUUUUGAGGAAACGUGAGUAUGCAGCAAAACAGGAAAUGUUAAAGGCCCAAAGUGAAGUUCAACAACAAAAACAUGGAUACGAGGACAUGAUUUUAAAACUACAAAGAUCUAAGCACGAUGUAGAGGAGAAUGCUCGUCUCAUACAAAAUAGUAUGGCAAAUGAAUUAAGCGAGUAUAAGAGACAUGCAGAAAAAAUGGAAUUGGAACUGGAGUUGAGCUCUGAUGAGUUGGAAUCUAUUAAGAACCAAUUAGAAGAUUUUAAAGCAAAAGUUUCUUGUUUUGAUGACUUGAAGCUGCAGCAUGAGAGGGUUAACCAAGAUUUAGUGUAUGCCAAUCAACGCAUUAAAGAAUUGGAAUUCGAAAUAGCAUCCUACAACGAUUGGAAGGAAAUUACCAAGAACUCUCAGGACCGAUUAUUAAGCAUUCCGGACAUGGACAAAGAAAUUGAACGUUUACGUUCCAAUAAUAAGCAUCUGCAGGAGUUGUUGGGCAAUAAAUUAUUGUUGGAGGAGCAAGUGUACGAUUUGCGCUCUCGUUUGGAAAAAGAAGAAGGAGCUAGAUCCGAGGCUGUGACAUUUCAAGUGCAAUUAAAACAUGCCCAAGAAGAACUUAAGGAUUGGAUAAAGGUAGGACAAGAUCAUUGUCCCCAGAAUACUUAUGUAAGCCCCAUGGCGUUGAGAGCACGUAUUGAAGAACUUUUGCAACACGAUGUACUUAUGGUAUCUGAAAAUAAUACAAAAGUUUCGGAAUCGAAAACUCUUGAAGGCGAAUUAUUGGAUCACAAGCAAAAAUGCGAAAUGUACGUUAAAAAUCUGGAAGAGUUGAAUGCCGAACUUAAACGUUACAAGGCUUUUAAAACUCGGGUUCAAAAGAAACUUCUGUUAGUGUCUAAAGAACGCGAUUGUUACAAGCAAUUGCUGGAGAAUUUCGAAAAGGAUCUCACAAUUUCCAACCCACCUGGUAGCACAGACUUGACAUCAACAGAAAAUCAACUUAGAAUGCGAGUUGAAAUGCUUGAAAAAACCUUAUUAGGUUACAAAGAUAUGUGCAUUAGCUUGGAAAAGGAAUUGACGAUUGCUAAAGCUUUCCCCAACAUGGAUCAAGUCAUGGAACAUAGUACUAACAUGAGUGUUGAUUCAACAGUCGGCUAUGAUCACUACAAAAAGGAGCUGGACGUGUUACGUGUCGAAAAUGAACGCUUGCGCAGACGCAAAGAAGAGUUGGAAUUGGAGUUGGAACAUCGUUGUCUAAAAGGUGAUUUUAAUAUGGACAAAUAUAAAGUUGUACACUUGAAACUAAAUCCUGCUAGCGAAGCUUAUGAAAACGCUGAAAAUGUAAUUGAAAAAUUACAAGCUGAGAUUGAACGUUUAAAACGAAAAAAUAAGAAACUUGAAGAAGACAACGAAGUUACACAAGCACGUUUCAAUGAGUCUACUAAUAUGACUAUGAAUAUUAAGGAGAUGAAUCAACUACGCACUGAAUUGGAGUCAAUGAAUUCUAAGAUGAAAAAAAUGAAAGAGUGCUAUAAAUCUGCUAGCCUGGAGUUCCGUGAAGUAGUUUACAUGCUGUUCGGUUAUCGCAUAGAUCGCGUAGGAGCCAACACAAAUUACAAAAUUUCUAGUAUGUAUGCUGAAAGUCCGGAUCAUUAUUUAAAUUUCCGUUUAAAUGAAUCCAAUGUAUUAGAUAUGCUGGAGACAACAUAUUCAGCCACAUUGAAGCCACUGAUAGAAACCCAGUUGGUGGGAAAUAAAUCGCUGCCGGCAUUUUUGAGCGCCCUAACAUUGGAUCUAUUUCAAAAAACAACAAUAACAUUGGCAUAAAUUUUUUCAAAUUGAACUUUGUAUAACUCAACAUCAAAAUACAUACAUACAUGCAAACAUAUAUAAUAUAUAUUUACAUUAAUAAUAAAAACAACAAAAAAAAAACAA